Molecule: messenger RNA, 2673 nt
Organism: Coregonus clupeaformis (lake whitefish)
Lineage: Eukaryota; Metazoa; Chordata; Actinopteri; Salmoniformes; Salmonidae
Product: progesterone-induced-blocking factor 1-like
Exons: 9
Biological process (GO): cilium assembly
Cellular component (GO): centriolar satellite
Source: RefSeq, a predicted model, not a curated record
GGUGGCGGUUUCUAUGGGUUUCGGAGCGGGACCGUUGAAAUUAUGAAAACAGCGACCACCAAACAUUUUGGGUUGUUUACAUUUACAUUUUAGUUCGCGAAUAGAAGUGGUAAAUGCUAAACCCCAUUGAAUUGAUGGAUAUGACAAAAAAAUGAAUAAUUUGUACGGAAUUAGCCAGCUAGAUAGGAAGCUACCUGUUGGACAGUGAACUUUAACCAACAGUAGCUUGCUAACUAUGUUACGUACUAUAGCACUGUAGCUAACAGUUAGUGCAACCACAGAUAAGGAGCUAGUUACCAGUAUAUAUGGUGCAACAGUCGACGUUAGCUAGCUAACUAUGUUAUGUACUAUAGCACUGUAGCUAACAGUUAGUGCAACCACAUAUAUAAGGAGUUAGUUACCAGUAUAUAUGGUGCAACAGUCGACGUUAGCUAGCUAACUAUGUUAUGUACUAUAGCACUGUAGCUAACAGUUAGUGCAACCACAGAUAAGGAGUUAGUUACCAGUAUAUAUGGUGCAACAGUCGACGUUAGCUAGCUAACUAUGUUAUGUACUAUAGCACUGUAGCUAACAGUUAGUGCAACCACAGAUAAGGAGCUAGUUACCAGUAUAUAUGGUGCAACAGUCGACGUUAGCUAGCUAACUAUGUUAUGUACUAUAGCACUGUAGCUAACAGUUAGUGCAACCACAUAUAUAAGGAGUUAGUUACCAGUAUAUAUGGUGCAACAGUCGACGUUAGCUAGCUAACUAUGUUAUGUACUAUAGCACUGUAGCUAACAGUUAGUGCAACCACAUAUAUAAGGAGCUAGUUACCAGUAUAUAUGGUGCAACAGUCGACGUUAGCUAGCUAACUAUGUUAUGUACUAUAGCACUGUAGCUAACAGUUAGUGCAACCACAGAUAAGGAGCUAGUUACCAGUAUAUAUGGUGCAACAGUCGACGUUAGCUAGCUAACUAUGUUAUGUACUAUAGCACUGUAGCUAACAGUUAGUGCAACCACAUAUAUAAGGAGUUAGUUACCAGUAUAUAUGGUGCAACAGUCGACGUUAGCUAGCUAACUAUGUUAUGUACUAUAGCACUGUAGCUAACAGUUAGUGCAACCACAUAUAUAAGGAGUUAGUUACCAGUAUAUAUGGUGCAACAGUCGACGUUAACUAGCUAGUCCAAUCAUGCAACUAGCUAGCUAACGUCAGCUAGGCUAACGCCUUGAUGUCCUUGAACUCUUUGAGUUCGCUAAUCCUUAAUCUUCGGUAAUACUAAAGUUGUAUGCUAGUAACGUUAGUUACCGGGCAAAAGCAGAUCCCUUACUUGCUUGACAAAAACCGAGGUACCUAUCUAGCAACAAGAUGCCUCCGAAGAAGCAGAAAAACCCGUCGGUGAACAUCUCCAGCUCGCUAGAGGAGUCGGAAGAAUUCAGUCUGGAGACCACGGUGCCCACCGAAGACAUCUCAUCGUCGGACGAACGAGACGGGACCGGGGCCCAGAAAGUCACUCGGCAGCUCAUCGAAAGGAAAGAGCUACUGCACAACAUUCAGCUGUUGAAAAUAGAGAUGUCGCAGAAAAACCUCAUCAUAGAUAACAUGAAAGUGGACCACUUGACUAAGAUGGAGGAGCUGGAGGAGAGGCUGAAUGAUGCCCUGCACCAGAAACAGAUCCUGGUCCUGAGACUGGACAGCCAGCUGCAACUCACCCAGGAUGAGAGCAGGAAGCAGCAGGCUCUGAGGAAGCAGGAAAUGGACGGGAUCCUACUGAGACAGAAGCAGCUUGAGGAGACCAACAGACAGCUGUGUGACAAGGCAGGAGACCUCCGACGCAGCCUCAGGGACCUGGAGCUCACUGAGGACAAAUACAAGGAGCUCCGAGAUAUCCCAGAGGAGAAACUAUCUAUCCCUGAAUACGUAGCGGUGUGUUUCUAUGAAGUGGUGAGUCCUCUCAAAGCCCAGCUCUCUGAGCUCCAUGUCAAGAGGACCAGCCUGACAGACGACCUGGACACACACAGGACUCAGAUCAAAGCCCUUAUGGAGAGUUAUGAGGAGGAGCGGAGGUUGAGGUCAGAGGUGGAGAUCAGGAGCCAGAGACUAACUCUUGAGCUGGCUGACACUAAACAGCUGAUCCGGGAGGGAGACUACAAACGGGACAACUACGCUAACGUCAAACGUGAGCGUGACGCGUUUGAGUGUGAGGUGAGAGAGUUGAGGAGGAGACUGGAGCUGUUGGAGAACGACCAUAACGUCCAGACCAGGGAGAGGAACGAACUGAGUGAAGAGGUGUCUACUCUGCAGCAGUCAGUGAGCCUCCUCCAGAAGGAUAAGGAGUAUCUUCACAGACAGAGCAUGGAGCUGAAUGUCCGCUGUGCCCACCAGGAGGACCGCUUAGAGAGGCUGCACACCCAGCUGGACGACACCCAGAGGGCCAGGGAGGAGGUCUACGACAAAUACGUAGCUUCCAGAGACCACUACAAGACAGAGUACGAGAAUAAACUUGCUGAGGAGCUGGAGAACAUUCGUCUGAAGACCAGCCAGGAGAUCGACAGCCUGCAGAGGACCUCCAAGGAGAUGUACGAGAGAGAGAACAGGAACCUUCGUGAGACGCGUGACAACGCAGUGCUGGAGAAGGACAGAGCGAUGACAGCAGAGAGAGACACACAGGCCAGAUACGACCAGCUACUAGAACA